Molecule: messenger RNA, 1932 nt
Organism: Caenorhabditis bovis
Lineage: Eukaryota; Metazoa; Nematoda; Chromadorea; Rhabditida; Rhabditidae
Source: the annotation of a GenBank genome assembly
AUGCGUCACGAUAUUCAAUGCCUUCGUGCAAUUGCCAUCAUCGGCGUCGUCGGAUUCCACAUAUUUCCCGAAAAUCUUCCCAACGGAUUUCUGGGAGUCGAUGUCUUUUUCGUCAUCUCCGGAUUUUUGAUGUCGAAAAUUUUGUACGCCAAAUCGCUCGACGUCGCCACAAUCGCCGAUUUCUACUAUAAAAGGAUCAAACGAAUCUGGAUCAUUUAUUAUUUGAUCAUUUUCGCGAUCAAUCUCUCAAAACAAUUCUUGCAAGCCGAAAUCUGGUGGCCGAAUAAUAAUAUUUAUGCGUUCUUCUCGCUAUUGUUCUUGACAAAUCAGAAAAUCAUGAGCGAUCAGAACGAUUAUUUCAAUACGUUCAAAACCGACGUCACCGCCAACAAUUUAUUCCUUCACUGCUGGUCAUUGAGUGUCGAAGUCCAAUUCUACACCAUCGUGCCUUUCGUCUUCAUCGGCCUGCAUCAACUCAAAUCGGUUCGACUCAGGAUAUUCGCUUUAAUCAUCGCCUCGAUCAUUUCAUUCUCGAUCACCUUCAUUUCGAUCGAUCCCAACUUCACCUUCAAUUUUGCGAUCGCCCGAUUCUGGCAAUUCUUCGCCGGCAUUCUCGGCCAUAUAAUCGCGUCCGAAAAUGUGAUUUCGGAUCCAAAAAGGGUCAGCAAGAUCUCCGAACAUCGUGCGUUCUUACGCGACCAACUCCACUGCACAAUCCUAGCCGGCCUAUUGAUCCUCUUCUGGCCUCUCGAGCUCUCAUCGACGCCGGUCCGAUUGGCAAUCACAUGCCUCACCGCGUUCAUCAUCGCCUCCAAUAUUUCGCCAUAUACGGCCGCCAUCAUCGCCUCGCCAAUUUUAUUCUACAUUGGCAAUCUCUCCUAUAUAAUUUAUCUCGUCCACUGGCCACUUGUCGUUUUCUUCAAACAAGACGUCACCGCAAUUCAUCUCAUCUACCUCACAGCAUUCCUAUCAAUCAUUCUACAUCAUAGCUUCGAGCGGAUCAUUGUUCGUCAAAGCAGAAGAUCCAUCGGAUUGUGGCUGAUCGCCUUGCUCGCCGCCAACGCUUCAUUCCAAUUCGCCCAAUUCGCCGAUCCCGAAUUAAUGGCGUUCGGCAACUCACGACCUUAUAUUCGAGCUGUUGAUGAGAAUCUGAAAUUGAAUAAUUAUUCAACCACGUGGGGCAAUCCGUCGUGCCAACUUCAACCCAUCGACAUUGAGUUGGACGGCAAAUUGCCGUUCGGCCAUUGCAAAUUCCCGCCGGGCAAUGGGACCCUCAAAAUCAUGCUCAUCGGAAAUAGCUAUACGCUGAAUCAAGCACAAACAAUCCAUAAAGCGUUUCGCGGGAAUUUCUCGAGUUUUGAGUAUGUCUCGAUUAUAGGCAAUUUCGCCCUCUAUGAAAAUGGCCUGUAUAAUAGCGCUCAAAAAUUGACCAUCGCAAAGCAAAUUGCGAAGAGGGUGAAGCCUGAUGUGAUUUUUAUUGUCACCAGAUUUGUCGAUGUCUCAAUGGCGCCGAUUCGCAAUAUUGAAACCGACGAGGUUCUUCGGCAAUUUAAUGAGAAUAUUGCUUUUUUUGAGGCGAUCUCGAAAAAAGUGUACAUAAUGGGCGCAUUUCCAUUCGUUCCCUACAAAUUUCUGAAAAUGUUCGUCGCCGAUUUGAUGCUCGAAAAAGACGGCCUCGAUCGAUUCCAUAUGUCUGUGAGGAAGCACAAAAAUAUGAUGAAGCAUUUAAUCAAAAGAUUGGAGCAUUUGAAAUGCAAAAAUUGCGAGGUGUACGACCUCGGCACCACACUUCUCAACGACGGCUUCUAUCGAACAUUCAACGAAUCGUCGAAACUAUUGCACUUCGACGACGGCAUCCAUCUAACGCAAUUGGCGCUCGACGCCUUCAUCGAGCCAUUCUAUCGCCGCGCGAGCACCACAAUGAACAUUUGA